Molecule: messenger RNA, 1389 nt
Organism: Daphnia pulex (common water flea)
Lineage: Eukaryota; Metazoa; Arthropoda; Branchiopoda; Diplostraca; Daphniidae
Product: SEC14-like protein 2
Exons: 11
Coding region: 108-1286 (392 amino acids)
Cellular component (GO): cytoplasm
Source: RefSeq, a predicted model, not a curated record
UGUAACAGUCUAGUCUAGUCGCUGAGCGCUUCCUGCUUCAUAUCGUUUGACCGUGGCGUGCACAAAUAUUGAAAAAAGAGGUCCACUCUAAUUCAAAUAAAAUCGUCAUGAGUGGUUCCAAAUUAGAAUUCAAUGAUGAGAAACAAGUCGCUCUUGAUCAGUUUAGGAAUGAGGUAAAGGAGUGCCAAUUAAAAGACUCCAGUGACGAAUACCUUUUGAAAUGGCUGAACGCACAGGAUUUCGAUGUGGGUCGUGCAGAGAAAAUGCUCAAACAGUCCUUGGAAUGGAGGCGAGAGAGCGGGGCGGAUGAAAUCCUGCAGACGUACGUGCCAAAGGAAGUCUUGACAAAUUAUUUCUCCGCUGGGCUGGUUGGAAUUGACAAAUUCGAUGGUCCCGUGUUCGUGUGUGUCAUCGGGAGAGUAGACAUCAAGGGACUUCUUAUGUGUGUCACGCAUAAAGAAUUCUUGAAUUUCACGACAUGGUUGUGCGAGACUUUUGCUCUGGCCAUAAAUCAAGAAAUCGAGAGAACCGGUAAGCGGACAACCCAGCUGACACUCAUGCUGGACUUUGAACAUUUCUCCAUGAGACAAAUGGCUAGCAAACAAGUGCUAGAGGCUCUUUUGGAUAUGAUCAGAACAUACCUAAUCAAUUACCCGAAAUCUUUUCGUCGAGUAUUUGUCGUCAAUGCACCCAAAGUAUUCCAUCUGCUUUUCGCCUUAGUCAAACCGAUUCUAUCACCGGCCGACAUCCCGAAAAUCAAGAUAUACGGUAACGACAAAAAUGAGUGGACAUCCGCUUUACUGGACGAAAUCGAAGCUGAAUACGUGCCAUCGUAUUACGGCGGGACCUUAACCGAUCCCGAUGGCAACCCCAAAUGCCCCAGCAAGUUCAAUAUGGGAGGUGAAGUACCUGCUUCGUAUUACCUGAGCAAUAACGGACCCGUUGCUAAGGACUACAUGGAAACCAUGACAAUCAUCGCCGGCGCUGGUGGUCGAAAGAAAAUGAAAUACAAAGUUGAUGUCGCUUCUUCUAUUCUAAAAUGGGAAUUCAUGACGGAAGGAGGUGACAUCCGAUUCCGAGUUUACACCAAAAAUGCCAAAGGGAAUGAAGAGGAUUUGGUUUUACCGUGUCGAGUUGAUAGCCAUUUGGCUAUGGAAGAAGGUCAGAUGACCUGUGACGAGCCAGGCAAAUAUGUCUUCGAGUUUGACAACACUUUCAGCUAUUUGCGAACGAAGAAAGUCCGUUAUCGAAUCUUUGUCGAACCGCCCUCAUCGGAGAAAGUUUAACAAUAGUCACAUUUUGAAGAGGAGAGAUUAUUUGUUGUCCAUGUGGGCAAUAUAAAGGGAAACACUUCGAGCCUAUAGAAUAAAUAUAAAUCUCUAUAAGGAA